AUGAAGUUUGACGAAAGUGUAUUACAAAAAGAGUGGGAAAAUGGCCGGGAGCCAGCUUGCGCAGAUGUGACACAGUGGUCAUCCGGCAGUGGAGAAGCCACACCAUCUGAUGCAGCACUGGGUGCUCUACUCGAAGAUGCUGAACCUAGUGACGAUGACGCCGAGAGGCGCGUGCGGCGAUUGGGCUCGCGUUUGGCGCGCCUCGAUGCUCUUAAUGUUGGUGGAAUGCUCUCAGCCGCCACGGAGAGCGGUGGCGCAGGUGCUGCUUUAGCGCAGCGUCUCGAGGACGGGCUCGGUGCCGGCGCAGCGUUGUCACAACGCCUGCGCCGUUACGAUGCAUUAGUGCGCGCUGCACCAACAGCCCCACACGCUCGCACCGAUGCCGCCCGUGCUGACAGAAACGCUCGCGUUCUCCUCGCGGAGCUUAGUGAACUGUACAAUUGGUUGGAUGCGCCACCUCUGCGGGACCUGGACUCCUUGGCUGAGGUUUCACUGACCAGUGCCGAGGGUCGCGAGCGAGCCCUUGCCGCUGGAGAAGCGCUACGAGCAGCGUUACGGGCUGAGGCAUCGGCACCUGCCUCGCGCCGUCGCCUUGCCGCUGUGCGGGAGCGACUGCGACGGUUAGCACGAGCUAAAGAUCAGUUGGCGGCGGCGCUAGCGAGGCACCUGAACAACGCGCUGAUCCACCUCGGCAACGAGGCGGCGCACGACUCCGCUCACCGCCACCACCCCGAGCUGCUUCCCUACGCGCCAUUCAUGCGGUGGCUCAAGGACAUGGACGAGAAGGCCUUCGACGCGCUGGCUAAGGUGUACGUGAGCACGUGGUCGCGCGUGUACGAGCGCGAGGUGCGCGCGGCGUGUGACGUGGCACGCGCAGCACUAGCGCCCGCCUCCCCCCCACCGCCUCCCCCCGAGCGAGUUGACGAGCCCCUCGACAACGUGCUGACUUUGGUUGAAAAUCUAUGCAAUGCAGAGCAAGAUUUCUGCGUUCAGUUCUUCUUCUUAGAUAUCGAUGUCAAGGGCGAGGGUAGCGACGGAGAGCGGAGCGAGCGCAGUGAGGGCGAGGCGGGGCGCGUGCGCGCGGGCGCCGACACGCGUCGCUUCAUGGCCGAGCUGUUCCCCGCGCUCGAGCCCGACCUCGUCGCGCUCGUCGCGCACCAGGAGCGCCAGGGGCCCUACGGGGCCAUGCGUGCCCUGGCGUGUGUGGGGCGGCGCGUGCUGUGCGGGAGUGGCGCGGGGGCGGCGCUGGGCACCCCCGGGGGCGGUGCGGGGGCGGCGCUGGGCACCCCCGGGGGCGAGGCGCGGUGGGCGCGAGCGGCCCUCGCGGGGGUGGCCGUGGCCGCCAAGCGAGGCGCCGACCGCGCCGUGGCCGAGCGGCUCAGUGCACUGCCCGAUGCUGUCAAACAGGCAGCUAAAAAACCAAAAUGUGGCAUUCUGAGCUUCGUAUCGGAACUGGAACAGUUGUCGAGUGCGUGUGAAGCCAUAUUCGCAGCCAGCGGACGACGCGCCGACCUCGACCGAUGGUACGUGUCGCUGGCGGGCGCCAUGAUGCAGGCGAUACAGCACGCCACACACCCCCGUACGCCUCGAGCUGUCGUGCACUUGGAGAACUAUCACAGGCUGCACGCGGCGCUGUGCUCGCUGCGCGUGGGCGCGCUGGAGGCGCUGCGGCGCGAGUGCAAGGCGCGCUACUCGGACGCGCUGCGCUCGUACGUGACGCAGUACUUCGGGCGGCCGCUGGAGAAGCUCACGCAGUUCUUCGAGGGCGUGGCCGAGGCCGUGGCGCAGGGCGUGCGCGAGGACGAGGUGUGCUACCGCGCCGCCUUCAGCAAGCACGAGCUGCGCCGCGUGCUCGCCAUGUACCCCGCGCACGAAGUUCGCAAAUCUUUGCACCGUCUCUACCGUACGGUGGAGAAGCACCUGAGCGAGGAGGGGGGGCUGCUGCAAGUGGUGUGGCGCGCUAUGCAGGAAGAAUUUAUCGCUCAACACGUGGCUUUACAGGCUCGCAUCGCGUCGUGCUACCCGGCGGCGGGGCUGUCGCUCCCGCUCACCACGCAGCACAUCCUCGACGCCUUCUCCGACAUUGCGCGGGAGCACUAA
Arctia plantaginis is the source of this 2100-nucleotide messenger RNA. Lineage: Eukaryota; Metazoa; Arthropoda; Insecta; Lepidoptera; Erebidae. The record is from the annotation of a GenBank genome assembly.